Messenger RNA from Sinocyclocheilus rhinocerous, 5973 nucleotides. Its product is annotated as aryl hydrocarbon receptor nuclear translocator-like protein 2. NCBI's taxonomy places the organism in Eukaryota, Metazoa, Chordata, Actinopteri, Cypriniformes, Cyprinidae. Gene Ontology annotation, cellular component: transcription regulator complex; nucleus; cytoplasm. Gene Ontology annotation, molecular function: protein dimerization activity; DNA-binding transcription factor activity. The transcript is spliced from 17 exons. Bases 755 to 2662 code for a protein of 635 amino acids. Gene Ontology annotation, biological process: regulation of DNA-templated transcription. The record is from RefSeq and is a predicted model, not a curated record.
UCUUGUUAUGCUUUGACACUAAUUUGCACAGUUUAGGUAGGCUGUAAGUAGGCUAUUUCUAAACUUUUUUUUUUUUUCCAGACAAAUAGGGAAUUUGUCAAGAAUGUUAAGAUUAAAUAUGAUCAAAUAUUUUGACACUUUUAAACAAACCGAAUAGAUAUAGUUGUUGGUCUGCUUUUUUGUAAUAUCAUUUUCUUACCCCAACAAAUCAUCAAUAUGUUACUUACGUACAUUCAGCCUCAAAAUAACAGACAGUUCUGGUCUAAAUAUAUAUGAUGGUGCAAGAACGGAAUGCGAUAUAUGGUCGAAUUACAUUGCAGCAAUCGAAAAGAUGACUGACCGGCACUCGUUCAGUACCGCAUACCGCCAUCGCAUCCGUGACCGCAUUUUUCUCGGCUUGCAUAACAUAUCGCGUGACUUACUAGGUUAGUAACGUGAGGGAACGGACAGCAGAGAAGGCGGUGUUGAUGAUGGUAGGAGGAGAUUGUGCGUCGUCGUCUUCCGCGUUUCCCCGGAUUUCAACCACUGUCCUGAUUCCAUCGUGUCCUCUCCUUGUACGUUUUUACGCUCGGCCCACCCUCCCAAUUGAGUUAGUUGUAAAGAAAAAAAUUUAAUCAAUUAUACAGGCCUCGCCGCCCCCCCCCCUCCGCCUUCACCUCUCCUCUUUCUCUCCCCCCUUUGCAAAUAACUACCACCGCCUUCGUUCUCCACAUGAAGCAUCGGAGUACUGGGCCCCGGCGUACCGGCUCCAGCCAUGUCGGCGAGGAAUACAGCGGCUGGCGGCGAUGACGGAGCGACGGGGGAAAAGCAAGGAGACGCAUUAGAGGAAGAACCCCAAGGCCUCUCUGUCUCUCUGUCUGGUUUGAUGACCCCCACCUCAGCCACCAGCAUGGCCUCAGGCAUGGAGCUGCCCAGGAAACGAAAAGGCAGCAUGGACAACCCGGAAACAAAAUCUGCAUCAAAUCUAGAGGAGGAUAUGGAGGACGAUCAAGGAAGAUCGGAAGGAGACGACCAGCACUUAAAAAUUAAGUGUGUCAGAGAACCUCACAGUCAGAUCGAGAAACGACGGCGAGAUAAGAUGAAUAACCUGAUUGACGAGUUGGCAGCGAUAAUUCCCACCUGUAACCCCAUGUCCCGCAAGCUUGACAAACUCACUGUGUUACGAAUGGCUGUCCAGCACCUCAAAUCACUCAAAGGAGCAACCAGCUCGUUUGCAGAAGCCAAUUACAAGCCUGCAUUCCUCCCAGACGAUGAGCUCAAACACCUUGUCCUAAGGGCUGCGGAUGGAUUUCUCUUUGUGGUUGGCUGUGACCGUGGGAAGAUAGUCUUUGUCUCAGAAUCGGUUUCAAAAAUGCUGAAUUACAGUCGGACGGAGUUAAUUGGACAGAGCCUGUUUGAUUAUGUUCAUCCUAAGGACAUUGGUAAAGUGAAGGAACAGCUGUCUGCCUCUGAACUCUACCCACGGGAGCGCCUCAUAGACGCCAAAACGGGAUUGCAGGUGCAGGCUGAGCUCCCCGUCGGAGCGGCUCGGCUUUGCUCUGGAGCCCGGCGCUCAUUCUUCUGCCGAAUGAAGUACAACAAAGUUACCGUCAAAGAAGAGAAGGACUUCCAGGCUGGGGCUUCAAAAAAGAAAGAGUCACAGCGGUACUGCACUGUGCACUGCACGGGCUACAUGCGCACCUGGCCCACGCGCCAGCUAGGCACGGAGGGGGAGGCCGAGACGGAUAAAGAGAGCUCCCACUUCAGCUGCCUGGUAGCAGUGGGCCGCGUGCACCCCCACACCCUCCCGCAGGCCAACGGAGAGAUCAAGGUCAAGCCCACUGAAUUUGUCACCCGCUAUGCCAUGGAUGGCAAAUUCACCUUUGUGGAUCAACGAGCCACCACCAUUCUGGGUUAUUUACCCCAGGAGCUGCUAGGCACAUCCUGCUAUGAAUACUUCCAUCUGGACGACCUGCCUCAUUUGGCAGAUAGACACCGAAAAGUGCUGAGGAGUAAAGAGAAGAUUGAGACAAACUGCUAUAAGUUUAAAACGAAAUAUGGUUCUUUUGUAACCUUACAAAGUCAGUGGUUUAGUUUUAUAAAUCCUUGGACCAAAGAAGUAGAAUACAUAGUGUCAACCAACACAGUUAUAUCCGGUAAAAGUAAUCCAGGUGGAUCAGGGGAUAAAUCUGAGCAGCCUAGCAGUUCCAAGGCCUCGGAGGAUGAUGCCAAGAAGUCCCAACAAGUUCCAAUCAUCCCAGGGAUCUCCAGUGCAUCAGGCAUGAUUUACGCUGGGUGCAUAGGGACCCAAAUUGCUAAUGAGAUAAUGGACUAUAAUAGGAUGAACUCAUCACCAUCCAGCGGCAAUACAAGUCCAUUCAGUUUACUGCAGGACAAGUCUCCACUGGCCCUUGCGCAGGCCAGCAGCAAUGUGCCAAAUGGGGAAGCGACAGAUGUGGAGAUGCCUGGCAAAUCAAGCUCAGAGGAGGAAGCGAGGGGUGGGGCCUUCACAGCGGGAGAAAGUCUGAUGGAGGGGAGCUCUCAGUUGGAUCUGGAGGGGGUUCCUGGGUUAGGCGCUCUGAGCACUGACGAGGCAGCCAUGGCGGUCAUUAUGAGCUUACUGGAGACCGAUGCCAACCUGGGUGAGGCCGUGGACUUUGACGAGAUGCACUGGUCUCUGUGAACACCGCUCAAGUUUUUUUUUUUUAAAAGACCCAUCUUAUCUGGAGCUUUUUAAAACGAACCAUCCAUUAAUUUUCAUGGGGCAACAAGCCUUCGGCAAUUCUUUGGCUUUCAUGUUUUUAAUUUAUUAGUGUUUUUUUAAUGUGUACGGACAAGCUGCAUGGCAGGUUAUCUGAUGGCUGCCCUUGGUGAAGGAGAACCAAAGGGGACGGGGGUCUCUCUGAGUACCUUAAGCUGAGUACCUUAAGCAACAGGACCAGGUUUUAUGUGGUCUGGUGUGCAUUUCUUCACCUCAGCUCUGAGGUCACUUCUGCCCCUUGGCAUGGAUCAGAACGGAGAGACAUUCUUGGCCUGUUUUGCCAUGUUGAGAAACGCAUGCCUCAGCCAAGCCAUAAGGCAAGAACCCAAAUGGUCCACUGUGAUCCAGUGGCGUAAGGAUUUCAAAACGGUUUCCUUAGUCAAUCAACACUUGAACUGAUGCUUUUGAGGCAAAGCUGGACUAAAUUAAAAAAAAAAAAAACGUCAUGGGAUUCCUUUGGCAAGGGAAGCCUGGUAGUUAUUUUACCCUUUUAGAGCAGAAAUCGUCUUGAAUUCAAUGUUUUUUUUUUUUUUUAUGAACAAGAGUGGAACAACGGGGAGGGGUUUUGGUAAGUGCUUGUGGUCAUUUGUCAAACAGAACUACUUGAAAAGACUGUGGAAAAAUCAGAAAAUUGAGGAUCACCGUUAGGCCUGACAUUUGUUUUUCCUCUCUAGUCUACAAACCUGUGUGUGAAUGUGUACUUUUCCCUCAGACCUUCGUCUGUCCUGCCAGGGCUAUGCUUUUCUAAAAACAGGGCCGCCACUAAAAUUUACAGGGACUGGGACAACAUUUUUAGAGGACCUGGGACAAUGUUCUUGGUUGUUGCCCUCUUAGUUAGAUGUAUUAGUUCUGCUGUUCUGAAGGAUGGUCCUGAUGGAGAUGGGCAGGGCAGGGUCUCUCAGGGAGCAAUUCAUGGAAACCCUUCUCAAAAUCCUUUAGCGGAUCAGCAAAGUACCACUUUUUAGACACUUGUGUGAAAGUGGUGUUUAAGACUUCUUCAGGGCUUCAUUCUUUCAUUAGUUCUUCUUGUUUAGUUAUGUGCAAAGAGGUAUAACAUGCUCAACGUGAUCAACAUUUAGAAGGUGAUUGUUGUUUAAACUCUGUAUUUUGGAAUUAUAUCCCAUAAUUUUAGUUAUGGGAAUAACCUAAUCUCUACUCGGCUUCAAAAUACUAACAAAAUCACUUUUUAUGCAGUAAAAUAACAGCAGAGAUGUUUUUUCACAUUCUUCCUGCUUCAAGAAGAUAUUUAAUACAAAUCCAGCCAUGAAGUCUUGAUAGUAACCCACUUUUAAAGGUAUAAUGCACCCUAAAAUGGACAAAAUGUGUAUCGUUUACUCACCCUCAUGUCUUUACAAACCUGUAUGACUUUCUUUCAUGGAACACAAAUGGAGAUGUUUAGAAGCAUGUUCACUCUGCUCUUUUCCACGUAAUGAAAGUUAAUGGUGACCAUGGGCUUUCAAGCUUCAAUAAGGACGAUAAAAAGCACCAUAGAAGUAAUUCAUAAGAUUUGUGCGCUAUAGUCCAACUUAUCCCUUCAUAGAUCUCCAAUUUAAUUUAUGCAAUUUUCUCAGUUUCAAUAUUGCAUUUGAUCCUAUGGCUAGAAUACACUACAAGACUUUUGCCCUAAUUACAGUCUGGAGGAGUCGAUGCUAGUUGCCAAAAGUCAGAGCCAGCAUGCAGCUUUUACAGAUUCACAGAAAAUCACGUUGAAUGCUGGGCACAGAUUCAGAUUUUCUAGCUUCAGACUAUGAUUCCAUUCAGUCGGAAGAUAUCAGACAUGUUUGGUAUUUUGAGCUGAUUUUAGAACACACAUUGUUUUCAUUUGUCAUAUAUCUCCUAGCAACAAGGCACAUUUCUUAGUGCGUUUGUUGUGUUUGAAAUGACUAUGAAGUCUAGUAGUGUGUCAUCUGCAGUUGUUAAGUCUAUGAGUUCGCAAGUGUAUGAUCCCUGGUGGUUUGAAAUCUGAUUUUAAAAGUCAGGUAGUGCAUUCUAGUCAUAAAGAAGAAAGAAAAUCAUACAGGUUUUGAAAAUAAUGCUGGAAUUUCCAUUUUUGGCUGAACUAUUACUUUAAUUGAAGACAAGAGAUCUAAGAAUAUGUUUUUGCCAUGUUUUAGUAGUAUUAAAUUAAUCUUUAAAUGGAUAAAUCAAAGACAAUGUCCGCUGUAGUUUUGAACCUGUUUUCUCAGAAGGCUACAAUCUCAGAAACAUGACACCUCUUUUUGGGCAGAUGAUCUUUGUAGGCUGUUAAAAUGAUGCUAUCAAAUGCCAUUUAUUGUAAUAUUCCCUAUUUUGUAUAUUAUAUUUGAAUUCUUAUUGUGUGUGCACAUCCUUGGGAUACUGAUUCUCUCUGCUUUUUCUCUUUCUAAAUUUCUCAAAUUUUCAAAAAAAGUCAUCUGAUUCCCCUGGGUAAUCGUUCACCUCAAUCAAUUCACAUUUCAGCAUGGCUUUGUAUCUGAUUUUGCACAUUUUCUUCCGAAAUUUUGCUUCCCUUCGUACUGGUGACCUUUCAUUCAGACGAUAAGUGUAUUGAACUGCUUUACUGUGACGGUGCACAUGUGCCACAGGAGUCUCAUGGCCUUGCGUGAUGGAAACGGCUGAUUCUGACCGAUUAUACCAAAGCUAUUUGACCACAGACAUAUUUCAAGUACCCUUAACGCUCAGCUGCCCUGUGCUGUCAGAUGAUCUGUAAUUCUGUGACUAUAGUGUGAGCUGCUUUUUUAAAAAAUGUCUUCAUAUCAUUGUCUACUCUGUCACAUGCUGCCAAGAGCUUACUUGAAGGGAGGAAGCCACCCACCCAAUCCAACUGAAAUGAAAUGCUGUGCACAUCUUUAGUGUGAAAAUAAGUCUUGCCACGACCCAUUGUUCAUCCAAUGCUUGGCUUUGCAAACGUAACGCAUUACCAAGAAAUAUAAAUGGGGCUUUUCCUUAAACCUGACUGAAAUUUCAUGGGAUCGACUGUAAGUGUUUGUCACACAGGUGGUUAGAUGUGUUAGCCUAUCACUAUUCUGGUAAGAUGACCAGUUAGGGAUUUUGAUUAGGCAGUUGUAGCCUUAAGCACAGGAACAGCUGCUUCGUUUGCCCCCAAUGUACAAGCAUUGCUCUGUGCCAUAACUGCAGGCUUGUCCUAAAAGACAAAAUUGUGAUUUAUAUUGUGUUUCCCACUCCCCCACAUAGCUUCACUGUUUUUUAAAGUAAUAGUUCCCCCCAAAAUGAAAAUGUACUCACCCUCAGGC